AUGAAAUUUUAAUAUAAAAUCAAUAAGAAAUAUUAUAAGAAAACUUAUUCUUAAAAAAUUUAUUUGCUGAAACAAGUAGCAAUGCAAAUGCAAAGGAGAAUUCAAGCUGUAAUUUAUUUAUAUUAUAAUUGAUAGAAUUAUUUAGUCUUUCAUAAUCAUAAGGAAGAUUUUCUUCAAUUUUGUAGUUAAACUCAUAAGUUCAAUCUCCAUCACAUACUAAAUAACAUCACGAUAAAUUAUUUAACUUAUUAAAAUGAGUUUUGAUUUUAUUAUCCAUAUAUAUUAUUUUAAUUUAUUAUGUUUUUUAAGUAAAACCUUUAUCUUAUUUUAGUUUUGCUCGAUUCUUUCCUCAGCAAUAAUAACUUGAUUCAUUAUUAUUAGCUAACGCUGAUUGUGAAUUAGAAUUGAUUUUAUAGACAGAUAAUAUUUUAUAAGAAAUUAAAGGAAUGGGAGCCAAUAAAUUUGCUGAUCAGUACAUAAUUUAUUAAUUAUAUUUUAUAGUAUAAUCAAGCAUCCAGAAAUGUAUUAAAGGAUGAUUAAUUAUAUAAUAAUGGUUGAUGAUGAAUUGACUGACAAAUAGAGAUAAAUACAGUAUUAUGUAAAAUAAAUAUCAAAAGAUAUCCAUUCUUAUGUAGUGAAAUUUUAGGCAGUUAAAAUUAAAAAUUAUUGGAUUUUCUAUUUGAAAGACCAGAGGAAGGAAUAGAAGCAGAUGCAGAAAUGAUUCGAGUUAGCUUAUAUGAUCAAUUGAUUAGCUUUCUUGAAGGAGAUGUUUUUAAUAUGACAUCAGCAGGUUAUUUUUCAAAAGCGUUUCUUGCUAUUAUAAAAAAAAGAGGAUUUGAUGUAUCAUUUAUUCAAAUUUUUAGGUAUGGACUCAAAUUAUUAAUAAUAAAUAAAUUAUAUCUAAUUUAUUAAAACACAUUGAUUGUAGGCAUAUUGCAGAAAUUAUUGAAAAAUUAAUAAUCCUUGAUACAACAUAAGAAUUUACAGAAGAAACAUUUCUUAAUGAAAGAAAGACAUUAUUAUAAAGAAUUAUUAUCUUAAUGCAAAAUAAAUAUCAUUGUUCAGAAAUAGUUGAAAACAUUUGCGAUAUUUUAAUAGAAAUUACAUCCAAAAAUAUGAGUUGUUUAUACUAUAAUAAUCCUGAUAUUGUUCCAUUUAUUGAUUAAAUUAAAAGACCUGAAUUGCUAUAUGAGAUUGCAAUUAAAACAUAGAAACCAUAGCCUUUAUAAGUUUUGAUUAAUUUAGUUGAAAUGUCAUCAAAAGAAUCUAAAAAAGAAGAAGAUGAUGAAGUUAUUCACAAUAAUGAAAAAGAUUAUUCAAUUUUUGAAAACAUUGUACCUGAAUUACCUUAAAAUUUAUUAAGCAAAAGAUAUAGUGCUGCUAAUUUUAAAAAUUCAAAUAAAGAAUAAGUUUAACCAUUUGGACUACAUAAGAUUACGCUAUUAAAAUUAAUUUAAACUUUCGUCUAGUAAAUUUGAAUAUUCAUUCAUAGAACAAAUGACAUCUCUAUUAUUGAAUCGAUGUUAAAUGCUGGUUUGGUUUAAGUGUUAGAAACUAUAUGUGUUUAAUAUUCAUCUAAUAAUCAAAUUCACAUUAUAACUGAAAAGAUUAUAAAAUCAAUAUUAGAUUUAAAUGAUGAAAAAUUAACAGAAAAAGUUUAAUUUUUAAUUUAAAAUUUAGGUAUUUGAAUUUGGUUAACUUAUCGAAUUUAUUAUUGGUUAUCAUAUAGAGCAGAAUGAUAAAAAAGGAUAUUUGGCACUUUUGACCUAAUUAUCUAAUUAUUUAAUUGAGAAAUCUUACAACAAAUUAAUUCUUUAAUAUUAUAAAGAUAGUAAAAAUAAGAAUUAAAAUUAGAUUAAUAAUGGUUUAAUUUUGUGAAAAACAGACUAUGCAACAUUAAUUAAAAAGAGAAACCUUAUUUAUGUAAUGUUAAUCCAAAAGCCAAAUCAGAAAUUGCUGAUGAUUAAGAAUCAGAUAUUAUGCAGAUUUUGCAAGUAUAUUAUGUUUGAAUAAUUAUAUAGAAAUUUAAUGAUUCUUAAUAUGGUUAGUAGAAUUAAGUAGAUUAAUAAGAUCAAUAAGAUUAAUAAGAUUAAUAAGAUUAAGAUAAGGAAACAUAAUAAAAUGAAUAAGAUUAAGAGAAUAAUAAUUAAUAAGAUGAUGGAGGAUAAGAAGAAGAUGAGAAUAUUUUAAUAGAUAUUAAUGAUGAUUAGGUUUGGAUGGAAGAUAAAAAUUAGAAUAAAAAAGUAAAUCAAGAUGAUGAAGCUUAAGAAAAUAAUAAUUAGAAUAUUUAAUAAGUGAUUUCAUAAGAUAUUAAAGAAGUCACUACAAAAGAUGAAAGUAUUUCUUCUUUAUUUAAUCACAACCUAUUUUGGAAGAUUUAAUAUGACAGUCAAAAUGCAGAAGAUAUUUUAAAUAAUUAUGCAUGA
Messenger RNA from Paramecium sonneborni, 2426 nucleotides. The record is from the annotation of a GenBank genome assembly. NCBI's taxonomy places the organism in Eukaryota, Ciliophora, Oligohymenophorea, Peniculida, Parameciidae.